Scatophagus argus is the source of this 1660-nucleotide messenger RNA. Its product is annotated as dual specificity protein phosphatase 16. The record is from RefSeq and is a predicted model, not a curated record. Gene Ontology annotation, cellular component: cytoplasm. Gene Ontology annotation, biological process: negative regulation of MAPK cascade; protein dephosphorylation. Gene Ontology annotation, molecular function: protein tyrosine/threonine phosphatase activity; MAP kinase tyrosine/serine/threonine phosphatase activity. NCBI's taxonomy places the organism in Eukaryota, Metazoa, Chordata, Actinopteri, Scatophagidae. The coding region runs from base 163 to 1359 and encodes 398 amino acids. The transcript has 5 exons.
GACAUCAUCCAGUGGAGAUCUAUUGUUGGUGAGGGGUGAGCUCAUCAUUUGGAUCUGAGCUGAGGACGUAGCAGCAGCAGAGGAGAGACAGUCUGCAAAGCCGCUUUGGGCUUCUGCUACGAGAAGACGAGCCCAGUGACUGUCGACGGGGCCACUGACGGUAUGGUUUGGUCCCGGGAGGGAGACGCAGAGCGGCCUCCGCUGUCUGUUAUCCUGCCGCAGCUCUACCUUGGAGCGGAGGGCGACGUGACGCAGGACCGCUUGGCCUCUCUGGGUAUUUCCUACGUACUGAAUGUGAGCCGCUGCAGUCCCCAGCCCUCCUUUCUGCCCCACUCUAGAUAUCUUCGCAUCCCCAUUGACGACUCCCUGUGGGAUGACCUGCUGCCCUGGAUACCACAGGCAUUGCAGUUCAUUGAUUUAGCCAUGUCCUCUGGUGCAUCUGUGUUGGUUCACUGUGCAGCAGGAGUCUCUCGCUCCCCGGCUCUGGCUGUAGCUUACAUCAUGUACAGCCUAGAAAUGGAUCUGGACCGGGCUUACAGGUUUGUGAAAGAACGCCGACCCUCCAUUUCCCCAAACUUCAACUUCCUGGGUCAGCUACAGCACUUCCAGGGUACUCUGAACCAGAAGGCCUCUGGUGGCAACCUCUUUGUCCAGCAGCCGGAUAUUCACCUGCCAUCUAUAAAUGACAAUAUUAACUACACUGUGAACAUAAAUUAUCAGGCCACUAGCAACUCAGCAGAGGUCAAACAGACACACGCAGAGAAUUCCUACCAAACAAACACAACUCUGCAGAGACACUCACGUUCAGAUAGAAGGGGAAAACAGCAGCUUUCCCUGUCAGGGAAACUCCGGGCUCUUCAUUUUACUUGCCAUCAAAAUCAGCAACUCCAGGAGAUAUGUGAGGUUUCAGCACAAAGCCCAUGUGUGCCAUUCAAACCAGCAGCAAAGCACACACCACUACAACUCCCAGCAGGCUCUGCUUCUCUACUAGAGAAACGCAAAAGCCUCACCCUCUCUUUGACCCCACUGGAAAUUUGCCCUCAGUCCCCAGCAAGCAGCAGCCAGCAAACAAAGGAUAACACCCCAUUCAAAACUGUCCACAAUAGAGAAAUGAGAGAAAGGCCUGAGGCGAAGACACAGGGUAACACUUGCUCCCACAGGCAGGCUGAGGACAUCCACGAGGAGCAGAGUCCCUCCCACACAAAGUGUAGUAGAGCUGAGGUGAAGGAGCAGAGUCUGUUGUCACCACUCAGCUUUGCCCUCAACAAGCUCCUGGACUGGGGGGAGAGGGUGCUGCCAAAAGGGGUGUUUUUCCAUCCUGUAAGGAUGGGACAGCCUGCACUGCCACACAACUGCUGAGAGUGCUGGGACGCACUGUUUGUUCGCACAUAUUUGUGAAAAGGAACCAAACUAUACAUGUGAUGUAGUUACAUAGACGAUGUCUGUCAAAAUGUUUGUCUGCAAUUUAUUUAUUUAUAUAUUUAUUGCAAAACUGGAUGCAGUAUAGCUAUAUUUACAAUAAACCUCCACACAUAUGCAUUUUUUGACAAUAGUCAUCUUGUCAUUUGUAAGAUGCAGUUAUUUUAAAAGACUCUGAAAAACUUUUGAACAAUGGCUUGGAAUGUAUUUGCUGAUGAUUAAAAAUGAUAUUUCCACUUUG